GCCUCCGCUGAGGUGUCGUGGCCCGCGGCGGCCGCCGUCGUGUGUCGCUGUUGGCCGGGCGCCGCCGGAGGGGUUCAACGCGAGCGGAGUCACCAUGAGCCGCAGCUACAACGAUGAGCUCCAGUACCUGGACAAGAUCGACAAGAACUGCUGGCGGAUCAAGAAGGGCUUCGUGCCUAACAUGCACGUGGAGGGCGUUUUCUACGUGAACGACCCGCUGGAGAAGCUGAUGUUCGAGGAGCUGCGCAACGCCUGCCGCGGCGGAGGUGCGGGUGGUUUUUUGCCUGCUAUGAAACAGAUUGGGAAUGUGGCUGCAUUGCCUGGAAUUGUUCAUAGAUCCAUAGGCCUGCCAGAUGUCCACUCUGGCUACGGCUUUGCCAUUGGCAACAUGGCAGCCUUUGAUAUGAAUGAUCCUGAAGCAGUGGUGUCACCAGGUGGUGUCGGAUUUGACAUCAACUGCGGUGUCCGCUUACUGCGUACAAAUUUGGAUGAAAGUGAUGUGCAGCCUGUGAAGGAGCAGCUCGCCCAGGCUAUGUUUGACCACAUUCCUGUCGGUGUCGGUUCAAAGGGUGUCAUCCCCAUGAAUGCCAAGGAUUUGGAAGAGGCUCUAGAGAUGGGUGUAGACUGGUCUCUCCGGGAAGGCUAUGCCUGGGCAGAGGACAAGGAACACUGUGAGGAAUAUGGAAGAAUGCUGCAGGCUGAUCCCAACAAAGUCUCUUCGAGAGCAAAGAAGAGGGGCCUGCCUCAGCUGGGGACCCUGGGAGCAGGAAAUCAUUAUGCUGAGAUCCAGGUUGUGGAUGACAUUUACAAUGAAUAUGCUGCCAGGAAGAUGGGCAUCGACCACAAAGGACAGGUUUGCGUCAUGAUCCAUAGCGGCAGCAGAGGUUUGGGCCACCAAGUUGCCACAGAUGCAUUGGUGGCUAUGGAAAAAGCUAUGAAACGGGACAAAAUCAUAGUGAACGAUCGCCAGCUAGCAUGUGCCAGGAUUGCCUCUGUGGAGGGACAGGAUUACUUGAAGGGAAUGGCAGCCGCUGGAAACUAUGCGUGGGUCAACCGUUCUUCCAUGACCUUUCUAACAAGACAGGCUUUUGCCAAAGUCUUUAACACAACCCCAGAUGACCUCGAUAUGCAUGUUAUCUAUGAUGUGUCUCACAACAUUGCCAAAGUGGAGCAACACGUAGUGGAUGGGAAGGAACGGACUCUACUGGUGCACAGAAAAGGAUCAACCAGAGCCUUCCCUCCUCACCAUCCUCUUAUUGCUGUUGAUUAUCAACUGACUGGACAGCCUGUUCUGAUUGGUGGAACUAUGGGCACGUGUAGCUAUGUUCUUACUGGCACAGAGCAAGGCAUGACUGAGACGUUCGGAACUACUUGCCAUGGAGCUGGUCGUGCACUGUCUCGAGCCAAAUCUCGACGUAACUUGGACUUCCAGGAUGUACUGGACAAGCUGGCUGACAUGGGCAUUGCCAUCCGUGUUGCUUCUCCCAAACUGGUCAUGGAAGAAGCACCAGAGUCCUAUAAGAAUGUGACAGAUGUCGUUAAUACCUGCCAUGCAGCUGGCAUCAGCAAGAAAGCGAUUAAGUUGAGACCUAUUGCUGUUAUAAAAGGCUAGGAACUGACAAGGCAGCAGAAACCCACCAACAUCUUCAGGCCUUCUGCAAAACUUCUGCAAAAUCGUCAUCUUCCCAUACCUUUGGACUCUAUAAUCUACUCAGAUAUUACAUCACUGUUAUGGAAACACAGCAGUUGAGGAUACCCCUAUUUUUAACCACUUAUAAUGCCUCCACCUCCUUGUUAUAUUGUGUUCUUUUCUUAUGAAGACGGUAAAGAAAUCAGUCUUAUUUUGUUUUGUAUGCAGUUUCUCCCCCCCAUUUGGCUGAUUGUUUCGAAGGCAGAACUUCUGAGUUAUCAUUAAUUACUGUGCUGCAAGACCACCUCCAUCAGCAAAGGUGACAUAUGAACCAGACCCUCCCAUCUCCACACCUGAGUGCCUGGAGCUCUUUCCAUGUACAGAAGUACCCUGAUAGGCAGGGUAUAGCACCUCUGGGCAGGGAGAGGUCUCUCUGUUUGCAGAUAUCUAUACUGUUGCAUGUUUUCUGGCAGUUGGGUAAAAUAUACACAGCUGGGAGUGGUCUCCCACUUGGGCUGAGAGGGACUAGCUAGGCUUGAGGCGCAGUCUUCUCCUCUCCCCCCACUCUCUACCAUGUACCACAGCACCUGAUGUGCUUGACUGUGCCCAAGCAGGUGUCUGCAGUAUUGUGUAAAUGCUGGUGGAAAUCAGCAUGUUGUUUUGAAAGGUCUUGUUUGCCCAAUAAAAUUGCAACUUCACAGCUUAGAGAUCCGGUCUUUUGAAAAGUCCUAAGUGCGUGACAGUUGGAUUGGAUAGUGUUGUUCAGUGUGUCCAGCGACUGAUUGAAAUGAGUCUGGUUGCAGGGUCAGGCCCAGUAGAAUGAGACUGCUUUCAGUUAAUGAUGUUUCUUUAUUUAAACAAGGCUGGAGUGGGAGCUGUCCAUCCCCGCUAGAUCAUAUUGGAUAUUAUAAAUAAAAUGGGAAGAUGGACACUGCACUGUGUCUGUGUCAUGUUUAUUCUGUGGCUGUUGUCCACUUCUAAGUGUAUAUAUCAGCAUGGAACCCAGGACAUCUUGUCACUUCAGCUGAUGGACCUUGCAAAGAAAUGUGCAGGUGGCAGACUUUUUUUGCAGGAUGCAAAGGAGGAAGCCUGUAAGCCUGUAUGCAGACACAAGAGGGCAGCAGGAGGAGCAUAAAACUAAAAGCAAGAAGGGAGCUAUCCCUGCCAGAAAUUCGUGUAAAAGAAGCAAAUAGUGAUGAGUGAACUUGACUGCCUUUUGAGGAAGCAUCCCUUAAGGUUUAGGUUGGUCUCAGGAGGCGUAACAGCAUUUUGUUGCCUUGAUCAUUAUGUUUAGCAGUGUCUUAAGCUUCAGUAUGACAUUAGCUGCAGGUUCAGAGGCAGCACAUACCUUGAUUCCUUUAAUUCCAUCAUCAUUUUAAAGACGGUGUCUUGUUUCCAGCUUUCUGAAGUGGAAUUGCUCCAGAUUGACAUCUCUGAGGUUUGAAAUGGGCUCACUGAGGUUUCAAACAAAAACCAUUUCACUUAGCAAUGUGAAAUAGGCUUGUGGAGACACUGACUGAAAGACAAGAUGUUGGUUGCAGCCUUCUGCAGAAGUACAUGUUCUCUUGUGCAGUUUGUCUAAGUACUGCAGACUCUUUGAUGUGGAAUGCAGGGGAGAUCUUAAAACGUUUGUACUUAAAAACGAGAAGGCAUUUCUCAAACACUUCUCCUUUCCUACCAUUUCAGAUUUACCUACCUUUGCAGCUGAAACAAAUUUCAGUUUUUUACAAGCACAGAUCCUCUCUGCCAUGCAUGUGCUCUCAUAUCUAUGCCUUAAGCCUCUUCUGAUCAACAACAUCCAUGCAUUAGCCUUCAAGAAAUCAAAAAGUGGGGGCAAUUUUGGUUUCCUGUUGCAAGGCUACUAUUAGUUUUGGUUGUAUAUUGUGCUGUGCAGGGCUGACUGUUGGUUUCCUAACCACCUGAAAAGUAAGUAAAAAUGAAAGAUGUUUCUCAAUUGUCACUUGUAUUUAAACUUGGAUAUUGUUCUGAUUAAAGGCUGUCUUUUUUCUCCA
Gallus gallus (chicken) is the source of this 3642-nucleotide messenger RNA. RefSeq names its product RNA 2',3'-cyclic phosphate and 5'-OH ligase (gene RTCB). Bases 95 to 1612 code for a protein of 505 amino acids. The record is from RefSeq and is a predicted model, not a curated record. NCBI's taxonomy places the organism in Eukaryota, Metazoa, Chordata, Aves, Galliformes, Phasianidae. Gene Ontology annotation, cellular component: nucleus; tRNA-splicing ligase complex. Gene Ontology annotation, molecular function: RNA ligase (ATP) activity. Gene Ontology annotation, biological process: tRNA splicing, via endonucleolytic cleavage and ligation. The transcript is spliced from 12 exons.